Messenger RNA from Carassius auratus (goldfish), 1246 nucleotides. Its product is annotated as BMP/retinoic acid-inducible neural-specific protein 3-like. The transcript is spliced from 5 exons. Gene Ontology annotation, biological process: positive regulation of neuron differentiation; negative regulation of mitotic cell cycle; cellular response to retinoic acid. NCBI's taxonomy places the organism in Eukaryota, Metazoa, Chordata, Actinopteri, Cypriniformes, Cyprinidae. The record is from RefSeq and is a predicted model, not a curated record. The annotation marks the transcript as partial. Gene Ontology annotation, cellular component: neuronal cell body; dendrite; cytoplasm.
UACUUAAAUAACUCUAUUCUUUAGGAAAGAUGACAGCUGAAAGCCGUGAAUGACUCAUCAGAAUUGAGUAUGCCAGACAGCUGUGUUCGCUAUACUUCACUGUGAAUACUUUUGAUUUGAUCCUAAAUUAAACACACAAAAGAAAAUGUAUAUGUUAAUGCUCAUCAUCAAAGCCUUACCUUCAUCUUCUCUUCUGUGUGUUCAGGUCAAAGGGAUUGGCAGAAGAAUGCUGGCGCCAGGUGCCCAGGGGCAGGAUGGCAUUGUGUUGGCAGAGAGCAGCGGGUGUUAGAUGGUUCCUCUUGAUGCUCCUGUGGCACUGGGCACCUCUGGGCCCACUGAGCUGGUUUCUGGCUUUGGCUGAGCGUCUGGACCAGAAGACCUCACCGUUCUCUUCUAUCUCUGGCCGGAGCAGUGGCCAGCUGGACUGGCUCCUGUCUGAUAAAGGGCCCUUCCAUCGUUGUCCAGAAUACACCGAGUUCAAAGAACGCUUCCAACAAGGUUUCUCCACACGCUACAAAAUCUACAGGGAGUUUAGUCACUGGAAAGUGAACAGCUUGGUGACAGAGAAAAGAGACUUCUUCAAAGCCCCGCUGCCUUUGGCGCCCGAGUUUUUACGCAACCUCAGGCUUCUGGGAAGAAGGCCGAGCCUUCAGCAGAUUCAUGAAAAUCUGAUCAAGAAAUAUGGCACUCAUUUCUUGGUAUCAGCCACAUUGGGAGGAGAGGAGUCACUCACGAUCUUCUUGGACAAACAGAAGCUGAGCAAAAAGUCAGAGGGCAAUGGGAAUAGCUCCGUGGUCUCCCUGGAAAUCUUGCACCAGUUGGCGGCGUCAUACUUCACAGAUAGAGAGAGCACCCUGCGAAGGCUCCACCACCUGCAGAUCGCUACAUCUGCUAUUAAGGUAACGGAGACCAGAACGGGGCCUCUUGGAUGCAGUAACUACGACAGCCUGGAUUCCGUCAGCUCCGUCUUAGUGCACAGCCCAGAAAAUAAAAUCCACCUGAAAGGUCUACAGGAUGUGCUUCCUGAGUUCCUGCAGAAUCGUUUUGUGGAGGCGGCCCUCAGUUACGUGGCAUGUAAUUCAGAGGGCGAGCUGCUGUGCCGCAACAAUGACUGCUGGUGCCGCUGCUCGGCAAAGUUCCCUGAUUGUAACUGCCCCUUCGCAGACAUCAAAGCCAUGGAGGAGAGUCUGCGUAAGAGCAAAGAGUCCUGGAUCAACCUUAACAAUGACUUUAUGGACUCAGGUAG